CACAUAGCUUGGGAAAGGGAAAAAAAUCUGCCAUGGCUGACGAGCAGAGAAACUGGCUUCUCUUUAUGGUGUUAUUUUCUUGUUUAGUAUAUUCCGCGUAUUCUUACCAGUUCGUGGUGGGAGGUAAAGAUGGAUGGGUCGUGAAUCCUUCAGAAAACUACAAUCAGUGGUCUUCGAGGAUGCGCUUUCAAGUUAAUGACACUCUUCUGUUCAAAUACAAGAGCGGAUCGGAUUCGGUGUUGGUGGUGAACAAAGGAGACUACGACAGCUGCAAUGUCGCGAAUCCUCUGCUCAAACUCGACGACGGGAAUUCAGUCUUCAAAUUCGACCGCUCUGGUCCAUUCUACUUCAUCAGCGGCAACAAGGCUAAUUGUGAUCAGGGCCAGAAGCUAAUCGUCGUCGUUUUAGCCAUCAGGACUCCGCCCGCAGGGAAAGGUGGAGCUCCAGUGCCACCUGGCUCUCCGGGCCAUCCCGGUGGAGGAGCUCCAGUGCCAGCUGGCUCUCCGUCAUCGCCGGGCCAUCCCGGUGGAGGAGCUCCAGUGCCACCUGGCUCUCCGUCAUCGCCGGGCCAACAUGGUGGAGGAGCUCCAGUGCCAGCUGGCUCUCCGUCAUCGCCGGGCCAUCCUGGUGGUGGAGUUCCAGUGCCACCUGGCUCUCCGUCAUCGCCGGGCCAACAUGGUGGAGGAGCUCUAGUGCCAGCCGGCUCUCCGUCAUCGAAAGGCCAUCCUGGUGGAGGAGCUCCGGUGCCACCUGGCUCUCCAUCAUCGCCAGGCCAUCCUGGUGGAGGAGGUCCAGUGCCAGCUGGUUCUCCGUCAGGCAAUCCUGGUGGCACUGGAACUCCGGUGCCAGCUGGCUCUCCACCAUCGUCGGGCCAUCCUGGUGGAGGAGCUCCAGUGCCAGCUGGUUCUCCGUCAUCGACAGGCAAUCCUGGUGGCACUGGAACUCCGGUGCCAGCUGGCUCUCCGUUGUCGCCGGGCCAGCCUGGUGGAGCUCCGGUGCCAGCUGGCUCUCCCGGAUCUCCGUCAGGAGCGCCUUCUCCGGGGGGUUCCGGAUCAGGGAUUGGGCCGGCUCCGGCAAGUGAUUUACCGGGAUCACCUUCCUCGUCGACGACGCCAGGAUCACCGGGUUCUUCUGUGCCGGGAGCGCCUGGCUCCACGACGCCGGGAUCACCGGGUUCUUCUAUGCCGGGAGCGCCUGGCUCCUCGACACCGGGAAGUGGGACGCCGGCGGACGCUAAUUCACCUCCGGGGUCGUUAUCGGCGCCACCGUGCAGUGGUUCGGUUUUGCUAAUGACAGUGUUGAGUUUGGGUGUGGGCACAUUGAUAUUUUCACCCUAAAUAUUUAGUUUUGUCAUUGGAUUAUGAUUAUUAUUGUUGCUCUUAUUUGUUUGUGAUUCCGUCGAGUAUUUGUGUAUGAGAGCAUUUGUGUAUAUUGGGAUGCUUGUUAUUGUUCCUCUUAUUUGUCUGUGAUUCGUGCCAAUUUAUUUAUGAUAGAGUAUUUGUACAGUGAA
Molecule: messenger RNA, 1510 nt
Organism: Salvia hispanica
Lineage: Eukaryota; Viridiplantae; Streptophyta; Magnoliopsida; Lamiales; Lamiaceae
Cellular component (GO): plasma membrane
Molecular function (GO): electron transfer activity
Source: RefSeq, a predicted model, not a curated record